GCGAUCGUCUGUAAGCGGCCAGAAACGAACAGAAAAAAAAGACAGAUGAAGUGGUAAGUCGAGAUUUUAAUGAAUCCAGGGUUAGAAACCUUACGGGUGGAGGGACGGAACUGUAUGAAAUCCACAUCCAGAAGCACAUGACAUCCCUUCUCAAAACAAGAAGCUGUAUUGACGCCCUACUGAAUGAACCAACAUCCCCUCUUAUAGAUAUCAACUCAACAUUCAUGCACUAUGAAAAGCUGUCUUCAGACUUUAUGAACUUCCUGAAAAGAGCUAGAACAGAAGAAAGUCUAAAGGAACUUGCUACACACAAAUAUGUAUUAAAUACUCUUAAAAUGAGAAAAGACCUUAUUGUACAACAGAGAAUAUUGCUGAAACCUGCACCCCCAUCCACGACUAACCCAGAGAAACACACAGAAACACUACCUUCAGAGAAAAUUGAUAGAGAUGAAAGAUGGUCCCAGUACUCACCACACAGAUCAUCCCACAGACCAGAUGUCAGCUCAGAAUACCUUCGUACUAAGGCUAAGGCCGAAGCCGCAAAGGUCAGGCUUAUGUAUGCGGAGAAAGAGGCCCUAUUAGAAAGAGAGGCAGCUGAGAAACAAGCACAGCUCAAGAUUAUAAAGACAGAAAAGGAAUACACAGAGGCAACAGCGAAGCUUAAGGUGUUGGAUGAAUAUUUUAAUGAAAACUUGCCCCCACCAAGUAUCGAACUCCCAGGUGAACAGCUCUCAUCACGCAGCAAGGUUGAGUUAUACCUUGACAGCCAUGGACCAUCCCAACCAAAACCAUUCAGUUAUGUGCAGAGCCCAGGCCCAUCCCAGAAUCUGAGAAGUAAGCAAGUACCUAGUGUAAGCUCACUCCAUGAAACCAACUAUGACACACCUUUUGAGUCAGAACUGCGAGCUCAGGCCUCAGAGUUCAUCCCUAGUUAUCUCCCCCCUCCUGAUAUGUUUGCUUACUUCCCUCCUGUGACCCUUCAAAGGAAUAUCCGAGGAACUUUAGUGCUGAUGAGGAAAUAG
Messenger RNA from Ylistrum balloti, 1022 nucleotides. RefSeq lists its product as uncharacterized. The coding region runs from base 138 to 1022 and encodes 294 amino acids. Lineage: Eukaryota; Metazoa; Mollusca; Bivalvia; Pectinida; Pectinidae. The transcript has 2 exons. The record is from RefSeq and is a predicted model, not a curated record.